UUUAAAUAUUCUGGAAUCGGUUUGCCCAAAGCAUGUCGUCUUUAUAAAUCUGAGCGAUGGACAAUUUACUAAGAAAUUGUUAAGUAAUCAAGUCGUUCUCAACUGUCAAAACCUAUUAAUUGAUGAUGAUUUUCGCCACAAUAUGUAUAUCCGAACCAAUAUAGAACGGUUCCCUAAUCUUUCGUCAAUGAAACUUCCGCCAAUUCCUUUCGUCAAUGGCCCUGAGGCACUGAAAUGCGACGUUUAACUGUUAACACUGAAAUUGCGCGAUGAAAACAAAAUUUUGUUGCGAGUCAGAGGAGAGACAAAGGGAUAUGAUGGAAUCAAAGGGCAUCAGAGGAUUCAUAUGGAUUAGGCGGAUAUAAAUCUUCAAUAUAUUCCAUAAAGCUCUAAUAAACGUCUCCACCUCCCUAUUAAUAUAUCCGAUUUUACUCCCCCACAAUCCCGCUUACAAACUAGUCUUAUUGACGAAAGGUUCAUUGAUGUCUAUUGACGAAGGCUAUUGACGGAAAGGUCAUUGACGCAAAGUUCAUUGACUAAAGGUCCGGCCACAAUGAACAAAUGUACAUCAUAAAGGACAGUGAUCCCGAUGUUGAAUCAUUAUUUAAUUGGCUUCAUUACAAAAAUAAAAUAAAAAAAGUACUUAACAAUGAUUAUUAUGAAAAAACUUUAACGAUGUUAAAUUAUCACGGAACUAUACAAGAUAUUAUGGAACAAUUAAUUGAAAAAUGUAAAGAGAAUUUUCUUCAAUCAGAGAGUGCUACUGAUAAUCGACCCUUUACACUCAAAUUUCAUUGUAAAAAAGUGAUGAAUGAAUUUUCUUUGGAAAAUAGCAAAAGUAAAGAGAUUUUUCAAUUUAAAAAGGACCACCAAUCAUGUACAUUAAGACGAAGUAACAAAAGUAUGGAGAAAAAUCAGAAGGGAAAAUGUCAAACAAUUUUUAAUAAAAAUGUAGACUUUUGGAUUAUUUAG
Meloidogyne enterolobii is the source of this 972-nucleotide messenger RNA. The record is from the annotation of a GenBank genome assembly. NCBI's taxonomy places the organism in Eukaryota, Metazoa, Nematoda, Chromadorea, Rhabditida, Meloidogynidae.